Messenger RNA from Solea senegalensis (Senegalese sole), 4137 nucleotides. RefSeq names its product bifunctional heparan sulfate N-deacetylase/N-sulfotransferase 1-like. Gene Ontology annotation, molecular function: heparan sulfate N-sulfotransferase activity; deacetylase activity. Bases 708 to 3377 code for a protein of 889 amino acids. Gene Ontology annotation, cellular component: Golgi apparatus. NCBI's taxonomy places the organism in Eukaryota, Metazoa, Chordata, Actinopteri, Pleuronectiformes, Soleidae. The record is from RefSeq and is a predicted model, not a curated record. The transcript has 15 exons.
CUCUCGGUGCACAGAGCCGCAGAGAGAGCUAGAGAGAGCUAGAGUGAGAGAGAGGCAUUCUCAGAUUUCCCAGUUUCUCCCAGCCGGGUCCGCUGUGCCGCUUCCACUUCACGGCCGAUAGCAGCCCGAGAUCACGACGACGACGACGACGACAUGCACCCAGUGUGCUUCAAUCCCACUCUGAACCCCGCCGGCCUGUGCCGUCCCGAAUCCACACACACUCCGACAAGGUCAGGAGAUUUGAUCCUGAGGAAAUGGUGCUGCUGAGAUGACCUGCAUGACCUCUCUUUCCUCCCGAGAUCAUUCUCCAGUCAAGAGUGAAGCAAAAUUUAGUCGGUACAUGGCUGGCAGGUUCACAUGAUGGACAGGUGAUGGAGUCUUCCAUCAUCUUUCUGCACCAGUGACCCGGCCUGUCAGCCCUCCCUCUGAGGCGUACGUGUGCACCAGCAGUCCAAGGCCCCGUAUUUCUCUGCCAUGGUGACAUAAGCAGCGCUGCAAUAUGAGGGAGAGCCAACGUGAGACUGUCGCAUUUCUUUCUCCAGUAGCUGCUGCAGCUGCUACCUUGAUGCCACUUGUAUUAAGCUCUGUAAGAAGACUGACUUUGUUGUGAAUAAUCCCUGCUUGCCGCUUCACACCCCCGUACAAAAAGAGACUGCCCCCAAGUCGUGUUGCUGGGCUGGUGGGGUGGAGUGGUGUGUUGUGAGACGAUGCUGGGAUGCGUGACACGCCUCCGUCGGCUGGUCCGUCUCCUCCCCCUGCAGACCUCCCUCCUCCUCCUCUUCCUCUUUUGCACCGUCAGCGUCUUCAUCUCUGCCUACUUCCUCUAUGGCGUCAAACGGGAGCUGGAACCGUCGGGAGGGGGCGUGUCAGGAGCCGAGGGCGCGUCCGCUGACACCGAUGACCCGAAGGUUACGCCGUCCCGAUUGCUACCUCUGCGAGGUGUCUCGGGAGGCCCCGGGGUGGACCCCGGAGCGGCCAGGACAGAUCCUGUGGUUCUGGUGUUUGUGGAAAGCCAGUAUUCUCAACUGGGUCAGGAGAUUGUGGCCAUUUUGGAGUCCGGCCGGUUCAGGUACCGGACUGAGAUCUCUCCCGGCAAAGGUGACAUGCCCACAUUGACGGACAAAGAGCGCGGGCGUUUCACACUUGUGAUUUAUGAGAACAUUCUCAAGUACGUUAACUUGGAUGCUUGGAACCGAGAGCUGCUGGACAAAUACUGUGUGGAAUACGGAGUUGGCAUCAUUGGCUUCUUCAAGGCCAAUGAAAACAGUCUGCUCAGCGCACAGCUCAAAGGCUUCCCACUCUUCCUCCACUCUAAUUUGGGUCUGAAGGACUGCAUGGUCAACCCCAAGUCCCCCUUGCUCUUCAUCACUCGAUCUGGCCAGCCUCUGCCAGGUCCCCUCCCCGGGGAGGACUGGACCGUUUUCCAAUCAAACCACUCCACGUACGAACCCGUGUUGCUGGCCAAGACCCAAUCGGCUGAGAACAUUGCAUCGAUGGGACAGAACGCUGCUCUGCUCCCCUCUGUGGUGCAGGACCUGGGGCUCCAUGAUGGCAUCCAGAGGGUCCUGUUCGGCAACAACUUGGUCUUCUGGCUGCACAAGCUGGUGUUUGUGGAUGCCGUGGCCUUUCUGACAGGGAAGAGGCUGUCGCUGUCUCUGGAGCGCUACAUGCUGGUGGACAUAGACGACAUCUUUGUGGGCAAAGAGGGCACGCGCAUGAAGGUGCCGGAUGUCAAGGCUCUGCUGGAGACACAGAGGGAGCUACGCAACCAUGUGCCCAAUUUCACCUUCAAUCUCGGCUUCUCAGGGAAAUUCUUUCACGCUGGCUCUGACGAGGAAGACCUGGGAGACGACCUGCUGCUUUCCUACGUGAAGGAGUUUUGGUGGUUUCCUCACAUGUGGAGCCACAUGCAGCCACAUCUAUUCCACAACCAGUCCGUGCUGGCCGAGCAGAUGUUGCUCAACAAGAAAUUUGCCAUGGAGCAUGGGAUCCCCACGAACAUGGGCUAUGCAGUGGCGCCUCACCACUCAGGCGUCUACCCUGUCCACAUACAGCUGUACGAUGCCUGGAAGAAGGUUUGGGGCAUCAAAGUGACCAGCACAGAGGAGUACCCGCACCUCAAGCCCGCUCGCUUCCGACGAGGUUUCAUCCACAGCGGCAUUAGCGUGCUGCCCAGGCAAACAUGUGGCCUUUUCACACACACCAUUUUCUACAAAGACUACCCCGGCAGUCCGAACGAACUGGACAAACUCAUCAACGGAGGAGAACUCUUCCUCACUGUUCUGCUGAACCCUAUUAGUAUCUUCAUGACCCACCUGUCCAACUAUGGGAACGAUCGCCUCGGCUUGUACACCUUUAGAAGCCUGGUGAAGUUUGUGCAGACGUGGACCAACUUGAAGAUGCAGACCCUGCCGCCUAUUCAGCUGGCUCAGAAGUAUUUCAGCCUGUUCCCCUCAGAGAGGGACCCCCUCUGGCAGGAUCCCUGUGAGGACAAGCGGCACAAGGACAUCUGGUCCAAAGAGAAAACAUGUGACCGCUUCCCCAAACUGCUUGUCAUUGGGCCUCAAAAGACAGGGACAACAGCGCUAUACCUGUUUCUUGGCAUGCACCCAGACCUGACCAGUAACUACCCCAGCAAGGAGACAUUCGAGGAGAUCCAGUUCUUCAAUGGACACAACUACCACAGAGGCAUCGACUGGUAUAUGGAGUACUUCCCUCUGCCCUCCAACACCAGCUCAGAUUACUACUUUGAGAAGAGCGCCAACUACUUUGACUCUGAUGUGGCUGCUCAGCGAGCAGCAGCUCUUCUGCCUAAAGCCAAGAUCAUCACCAUCCUCAUCAACCCAGCAGACAGAGCUUACUCUUGGUACCAGCACCAAAGAGCCCACGAUGAUCCGGUUGCAUUGAAAUAUUCCUUCCAUGACGUCAUCACUGCAAGCCACGAUGCUCCAAUCAAACUACGGGUCCUCCAGAAUCGCUGUCUGGUCCCGGGCUGGUACGCCGUUCACCUGGAGCGCUGGCUCAACUACUAUCACUCCAGCCAGCUGUUGGUCUUAGAUGGACAGAUGUUGAAGACUGAGCCUGCCUCAAUCAUGGAUAAAAUCCAGAAAUUUUUAAGUCUUGCCAAUGUCAUCAACUACCACAAGAUCCUUGCGUUUGAUCCGAAGAAAGGUUUCUGGUGUCAGCUGCUGGAGGGAGGGAAAACCAAAUGUUUGGGAAAGAGUAAAGGCCGCAGGUACCCCGAUAUGAACACUGAGUCCCAGGGGUUCCUCAGGGAAUACUAUAGGGAUCACAAUAUUGAGCUGUCAAAGUUGCUCUACAGGAUGGGUCAGCCACUGCCCAGCUGGCUCAGAGAAGAGCUGGUCCACACCAGGUAGCAGCACCACAGGGUGGGAGACCUUAGCCCUACAACUGAACCACUUUUCAGGCCAAGUGUUCUGAGAUGUUGAAGAUUUCAAAUAUUCUUGAUAAAAACUUAACGACAUCAAGAUUUGAGGACGGGACGACGAACUAGAACUCAACACUGAACUGUGAUCUUCCUAGAUAAGAAGGCUCACGGUGCAUGGUGAGCAAGAUGAGAGUGCAGCUAGCUGCUAGCUUCCUCUCUGAGCUUUGGAGAUGCCAUUUGCUCCAAUGAUGAGCCUCCACUGUGUCCUGUGGGUGGAGGAAAGGCUCAGUGAUGCACAGGAGGGACCUUCAGUGUUUGACUGCAGUGCUUGACUUCCCUGCUCUUCUUCAUCGGACCUUCUCUGCUUUGCAUGAACUUCUUCCUGAAAAUCAAAGAAAGGAGGAAAGGAAAGUAAAAGAAAAAAAAAAAGAAAAAAAGCUCUGAAGCUUGAGCAGCUGUCACACAUUCAGGUCUGGAAAAUGGCAGACAGAGGACAAACAACAGUGUCGCCUGUAUCUCCAGAUACGAGUUGCGUUGUUUGGAGCUCAUUUAAACGGGCAACACAACACUGGACGACGGCCUGACUUUUUAGAGAGACGUUGGUUGCAGAUGCCUUUUGAUAUAUAUGUUUUUAUGAGAGGAGAACGGAACAUCUGGCGUCUUGACUUAGGCUGCAUGUUGUAGCCUUACUUGAUAGGCCUUGGUAGAAUCUAGUUAUCUCUUUUACAAGUGCCAGGACAGAGUCUUUA